Chaetomium globosum CBS 148.51 is the source of this 1590-nucleotide messenger RNA. RefSeq lists its product as uncharacterized. The record is from RefSeq and is a predicted model, not a curated record. NCBI's taxonomy places the organism in Eukaryota, Fungi, Ascomycota, Sordariomycetes, Sordariales, Chaetomiaceae. The transcript has 3 exons. Gene Ontology annotation, biological process: protein folding. Bases 1 to 1590 code for a protein of 529 amino acids. Gene Ontology annotation, molecular function: ATP hydrolysis activity; ATP-dependent protein folding chaperone; ATP binding. Gene Ontology annotation, cellular component: chaperonin-containing T-complex.
AUGGCAAUGAGUGCCCAGGGCAAGAAGAAGCGCCAGUACGGCAACGAGGCCGUCAAGUCCCACAUUCUCGCCGCCCGUACCGUUGCCAACAUCGUCAAGACCUCAUUAGGCCCCCGUGGCCUCGACAAGAUCCUCAUUUCCCCCGACGGCGAUAUCACAGUAACAAACGAUGGCGCCACCAUUCUGCAGCAGAUGGAGGUUACGAACCACGUCGCGAAGUUGUUGGUAGAGCUCUCUAAGUCACAAGACGACGAAAUCGGUGACGGGACAACGGGUGUGGUUGUUUUGGCCGGUGCUCUCUUGGAACAGGCGGCCGAGCUCAUCGAUAAGGGGAUCCACCCCAUCCGAAUUGCCGACGGGUACGACCAGGCCUGCGACAUCGCCGUGGCGGAGCUCGACAAAAUUUCCGACGUGAUCGAGUUUAGCAAGGAGAAGACGGAGAACCUAGUGAAGGUAGCAAGGACAAGCCUGGGGAGCAAGAUCGUCUCGAAGGCCCAUGACCAGUUCGCCAACAUUGCUGUGGAUGCCGUCCUCUCCGUUGCCGACUUGGAGCGCAAGGAUGUCGACUUUGAGUUGAUCAAGGUGGAUGGUAAGAUGGGCGGUGCUCUCGAGGAUUCCAUCCUUGUAAAGGGCGUGAUUAUCGACAAGGACUUCUCACACCCUCAGAUGCCCUCCGAGGUGCGGGACGCCAAGAUCGCCAUCCUAACGUGCGCCUUCGAGCCGCCCAAGCCCAAGACGAAGCACAAGCUCGAGAUCAACAGCGUGGAGGAGUUUAAGAAGCUGCAAACCUACGAGCGUGAGAAGUUCAUCGAGAUGAUCCAGCAAAUAAAGGAUGCCGGUGCGAACCUGGCCAUCUGCCAGUGGGGUUUCGAUGACGAAGCCAACCAUCUUCUUCUCCAGAACGAUCUUCCCGCGGUAAGGUGGGUGGGCGGCCCGGAGAUCGAACUCAUCGCAAUUGCGACCAACGGCCGGAUUGUUCCUCGGUUCGAGGACCUAAAAUCCGAGAAACUUGGAACGGCGGGUAUCGUCCGAGAGAUGACCUUUGGGACAACAAGAGAGAAGAUGCUGGUCAUCGAGGAGUGUGCCAACACGCGGGCCGUCACCGUCUUUGUUAGGGGGAGCAACAAGAUGAUUAUCGACGAGGCUAAGCGCUCCCUCCACGACGCCCUUUGCGUGGUCCGCAACCUGGUCCGCGACAACCGCGUCGUUUACGGCGGCGGCUCAGCCGAGAUUGCCUGCAGUCUGGCAGUCGAGGACGCUGCCGUCAAGACUCCUGGUCUGGAGCAAUACGCGAUGCGUGCGUUUUCCGAGGCUCUCGACUCUAUUCCCAUGGCCCUAGCCGAGAACAGCGGUCUGAACCCGAUCGCCACCCUUGCCGAGGUCAAGAGCCAACAGGUCAACGACGCCGCCGGCCGCGGCCGUCUGGGUGUUGACUGCAUGAGCCGCGGGUCCAACAACAUGAAGGAGGCGUUUGUGAUUGACCCGCUGAUCGGCAAGAAGCAGCAGCUCAUGUUGGCUACCCAGCUCUGCCGUAUGGUGCUCAAGGUGAAUAAUGUUAUUAUCUCUGGGUCAGGCGAGGACGACUUCUAG